AUGAAAAUUGAAAACAAAGACACGAAUGUCCCUUCAAGUAAGCUGGAGGAACCUCGAGAGAAAUCUGAGAAUGAAAUGAUGUUUGUUUUUCUUGGGGUCGUAACGACAACCACAGUGCUCCUUAUUCUGGGAACACUCUAUGCCCGAAAAAAAGACCACAGGGAGGAGAAAAUGUGUGGUGUCACAGUCAUCCCACAGAGAUCAAUUCACCGCUCUCCACAGUAUUACCUGCUUAUGUUUUACACAGGAGCUGGUCGGCACAGUUCCACUACUGCAAAUGUGUUCUGCCGAAUUUACGGUAACCGCCGUAAGACAAAACCUAUCAUUUUACGGGAUCCGGACCGCCCAAUGUUUCAACCUUCAUCUACAAGUUCUUUCCUAGUGACACUAAACUGCUCUUUAGACCAAAUACGAGAAAUUCAUAUAUGGCAUGAUAUUUCGGGCCCCCGUCCUUCGUGGUUCUUAGAGGAUGUCAUAGUUUGUCAUUUGAACACAAAUGUUACAUGGUACUUUGCGGCAAACCGCUGGCUAGACGUAAGCACGGGCUCGAAGGAAGUUGAAUGCAAGUUAAAACCCAUACCUAGAAAGAUUCUUCUUAAAUUUUUAACCAUGUUUGAAGGUAAAAUGGACUACAGUUUAAAGAAAAAGCAUCUUUGGCUCUCUCUACUUUACAAAAGCAAUAGCAAAACGUUUGGUAAAUUUCAGAAAAUGUCGUGCUGCCUAGCAGUGACUGGAAUGAUGAAACUCGUCUCAAUAGCAAUGGUUUUUACAACACAGAAAUUAUUUAGCGAUUCACAAAUCAGACUAGGGCCAUGGAAAGUGAACCUAGGCGAUGUUUACAGAGCUCUCGUCUGUUGUGGAAUUGCUUUUAUUUAUCGUCUGUUGAUACAGAGUCUGUUCUUAUGUUCACAUCAAAACGCUACAAUGGGAGUUGGAGAGAAGAAUGUGCAAGGAUAUAUUCGAGAUAGAUUACAAGAGAUAAACUCGACCAUAUUUUUAGAUGAGAUUAUGAAAGCUGACGAAGGUGAAUGCCCUGAUUCUUAUACUGAUACGGAUAAUGAAAACGCAUCCAGUUCAGAUAACAGUACAAGUGGAAUCCACCUGGAAUUUAGUAACUAUCAAGAACUGCAGAGCGAGACUAACGACGAAGAAAAUCUUCAAUUCAAUAACGAAAACUGCCAUUUAGCGUUGGAUGUCUAUGAAAGUCAAUCAAUAGAAGGAUCCCAUGAAAAUGCAUCUUCGAACAAAGCCCAUGAUCUCGAGGAUUUGGUUGAUAUUCUUGGGCAUUUAUCAGCUGAAGAAGAGCUAUUUAAGGUCUUGGAUGAAAACUCGCAUGUUUUUCAAGGUAGAUUAAAGGACAGGUUUUUAAGAGAGCAUUGUGGCUCGGAACGUUUAGAGGAGAGUCGUUGGAACUCAGAAAUAGAAGAAAUUAAGACAUCUGAUAAACUCGCUGAAGAAGAAAAGGAAGAGAGUAGGCCGGAGUCAGUCGCCUGGACUGCAUGUUUAACAAAUCCCGAUCAAAUUCCAAACAUAUGGAUAAGCCUUCCAUUUCCAAAACAUCUCGUCGACGGCGAAAGCAUUAAGAAACCAAACGUGAGGGCUUCGCCCAGAUUGAACGAGAUUUUCAGUAGGGCCAAUCAAGUUCAUUGCUUUGUUGUUCCAUUCAUAUCAUUCGUCGUUGCUAUAGCAAUUGGAAUUAAAUGGUCAGCCCCACUAACAAGGUCGUGGCUUGUGACGUUUGGAAUUGCGAUCGUUGGCCAAAUUUUUGUCCUGGAGUCAUUUUAUGUCGUCGUGCAAGCUAUCUUUUUUUCAGUUUGGUAUAAACGGCCAGUGAAAGAAGAGGAUUUGAUAAAUGAACUUGAAAAUAAAGUCUGGGUUAAUGAGGAACAGGAGACAACGUAUUAUGCUGAUGAAGUCGAUGAGGAUGAGAAUGAACCAGUUCCCAUGCCCCCAACUCAAGAAGAGAUACAAAAAGCGCAGGAGGAGGCUGGGAAGGACAGGGAAUUGGAAGACGUGCUAAAGAUGCUUUGUUUUAACGUUUUGUUUCUAGGGCUGUUAAUUUUUAUUUCCCUUGGAAAUAGGGAUUCUUCUUCCUAUCCUAUAAGAGCUGGCCUGGAGCACUCCCUCAACAUCACCAACAGCUUCACACGUGGGGUAAACAACGGUAAAAGAUUUUGGAAAUGGCUUGCAAAUGAUACAAUCCCCGUGCUGCUUCAUGAGCCUCUUGAGGGAAUGCUUAGGAAAGGCAGAAGACAUUUCCUUGCCGAUGGGUACAGCUUCCUGCUGGGGACUGCAAUUCUUCGACAACAAAGAAUUAAACCAGGAGCAAGUUGCCACCUAGCGGGCUCUAUUGAAAAUUAUUUUUCCAAGUGUACUCCAGUUUCCUUGACUGAACAUAAUGAAGACACUGGUGACUAUAGCCAAGAGUGGGAAAAAAGAGCAAUGUCUCCACCAAACCAAACUUUUACUUCUCCAUGGAAAUACCUUAGCGGGAGAGAAUCUAAGACAUCAUACACGACGUGGGGACGCAGUGGACGUGCGUUCGGUGGUGGUGGGUAUAUCGCUUACCUGGGGACGGAUAUGAAAAUGGCAAUCGAUCUUCUUAACUCUCUAGAGGCAAAUCAGUGGGUGGAUGACCUAACAAGGGUGGUUUUCUUAGAGUUUUCAGUCUACAACGUAAACGUUAACAUAUUAUCAGCGGUGAUAUUUUCAAUAGAAUUUUCCUCGUUCGGUGGAACGUUUCCACGUUUUGAUAUGUAUUCAUUUCGCUUGUACCGCUACUUUACGCCGCUCCAGUUCAUUUAUCUUGUCAGUGAGAUAAUAUUUGUUGUCUUCGUGGUACAGCUUAUUUACCGAGUGGGGAGUCUUAUUUACCGAGAUCGCUGGAGUUAUUUCAGAUCCGUGUGGAACCUCACUGAUAUUUUCCUUAUCCUAUUCUCGCUGGUGACUAUCGCUUUAUACGCAUGCCGCGCAAGCCACCUCAACAGCGCUAUUGAAGCGCUACGCGAAAACCCUGACACGUUUUACGGCUUCCUGACGGUGGCUUUUUAUGACGAUUACAUUGCGUACUUCUCGUGUUUGAUUGUCCUUAUUCCUACGAUACAGUUCUUAAAGUUUCUCAAGUUUAACAAGAACUUCAUGAUAUUUUAUAAUACGCUGUCUAGGAUUCGAGGAGAUAUUUCCGGAUUCGCCUUUGUUUUCUUCGUAAGCAUUAUGUGCUUCACGUACUGGGCGUACAGCAUGCUCAAGACUGUUGCUGAGGUUUUCAGUACCUUUAUUGCAACAUUUCACAGUAUGAUCGCCAUGUUGUUAGGGAAGUUUAGCUUCCGGUUAUUAUCACCUGGUCAGGCUGUUACCAGUAAGGUGGGACCAAUAUUCACCUACAUGUUCACAUGUGCAAACAUUUUUUUAAUCCUAAAUAUUAUCCUAACAAUAAUCACAAUCGGAUUCAAGGAGGCUCGAGAAGAUGAACGCUUUCAACAAAGUGAAUAUGAAAUAAUAAACUUCAUCACUAACUACUUGAAAGGUAUUCUAGGGCUUCUUCCACCUUACAUACCUCCGCCGCCGCAGAUUGAACCCACGCCCAGUGAGAAACAUUUUACUUAUUUUCAGUGGAAAUUAUGCACAAGUUACUUUAUCCGAAGUCAAUUUCCACGUUUGCUGAAAUUUGCUAACAAAACUUAUUCCGAAGAUUUUGUGGAUGAAUUGGAACUGUUGGCGAAUCUAAUGAGCAUGCCGCAGUCAAGAGAACUUCUUUAUGAAAUAGCUUACAGGCUACAAGAUUCCGACCUAGAUUAAAAAUAUGGGUUUAGAAGUGUAAUGAAACAAAGAAUGAAAAACCUUAGUUGUCUAGUUUGUAUUUUUAAGGCUCCGGUCAACAAAUCCACUUUGUUCAAAGGGCUAA
This is a messenger RNA of Pocillopora damicornis (cauliflower coral), 3904 nucleotides long. Its product is annotated as polycystin-1-like protein 2. NCBI's taxonomy places the organism in Eukaryota, Metazoa, Cnidaria, Anthozoa, Scleractinia, Pocilloporidae. Gene Ontology annotation, cellular component: membrane. Gene Ontology annotation, biological process: detection of mechanical stimulus. Gene Ontology annotation, molecular function: protein binding; calcium ion binding; calcium channel activity. The record is from RefSeq and is a predicted model, not a curated record.